Molecule: messenger RNA, 3733 nt
Organism: Zerene cesonia (dogface butterfly)
Lineage: Eukaryota; Metazoa; Arthropoda; Insecta; Lepidoptera; Pieridae
Gene: SPoCk
Product: calcium-transporting ATPase type 2C member 1
Exons: 19
Coding region: 1-2883 (960 amino acids)
Biological process (GO): calcium ion transmembrane transport; manganese ion transport; intracellular calcium ion homeostasis
Cellular component (GO): endoplasmic reticulum; plasma membrane; Golgi membrane
Molecular function (GO): P-type calcium transporter activity; ATP hydrolysis activity; ATP binding
Source: RefSeq, a predicted model, not a curated record
AUGAAAAGCAGCCCGACUCGUAAAUAUGAGAAUUUCUCAGACCAUCGAGGGAGAGAGAGCGAUAAGUACUCUCUAGACAGUCAGGAUACAGCAAGUUUGCAUUCGAGCCCUGAAGGUGGCGGGGGGAGGCGAGGUCUGAACGACGUGGGCCCUGGUGCUGGAGAUAUGUGGAUCAGCGCCGUCGAGAGUUCCAUACUCGGCUGGGAGGAGGUGGCGGAACGCCUGCAAGUGGACGUGAGGCGAGGUCUGACAUGGCGGGAGGCGAACGAUCGUAUGAACUUCGUGGGAGCCAACGAAUUCCAGGUCAAAGAGCAGGAACCGCUGUGGAAGAAGUACAUAGAGCAGUUCCAGAAUCCGCUGAUACUGCUGUUGUUGGGUUCCGCUGUGGUCAGCAUUUGUAUGAAGCAGUUCGACGAUGCAGUGUCGAUCACAGUGGCCAUAAUGAUUGUGGUAACGGUGGCGUUCGUUCAGGAGUACCGGUCGGAGAAGUCGCUUGAGGAGCUGAACAAGCUCGUACCACCUUCUUGUAACUGUCUCCGCGAAGGAAGCCUAGAACAUUUCCUAGCCAGAAAUUUAGUGCCCGGAGACAUUGUCCACCUGAACGUAGGAGAUAGAGUCCCAGCUGAUUUGCGACUGUACGAAUCUGCUGAUUUGGCUAUAGAUGAAUCCUCCUUCACUGGGGAAACAGAACCGGCUGUUAAAAGUGUCCUACCCAAUAAGGCGUCAGCUGGGAGGGUGAAUAAGGACAAUAUCGCGUUUAUGGGAACACUUGUGAGGUGUGGGAAUGCUAAGGGUAUUGUCGUCAGCACAGGUGAACGCUCCGAGUUCGGUGACAUAUUCCGAAUGAUGCAAGCGGAGGAAGCUCCGAAGACACCGCUCCAGCGGUCCAUGGACACCCUCGGGGCUCAGCUCUCGCUGUACAGCUUCUGCAUCAUCGGCUUCAUUAUGGUGGCCGGCUGGUUGCAGGGCAAGGCCAUACAGGAGAUGUUCACUAUUGGCGUCAGUUUGGCUGUUGCUGCUAUACCGGAAGGUCUUCCCAUUGUAGUGACUGUGACGUUAGCAUUAGGCGUUAUGAGGAUGGCCAAACGGAACGCGAUUGUUAAAAAGUUGCCUACAGUAGAGACUCUGGGCUGUGUCAACGUUAUAUGCAGUGAUAAGACGGGUACGCUAACAAAGAACGAGAUGACGGUCACUACACUAUCGACAUCCGGCGGCCAUAUUGCGGAAGUAACAGGAUCCGGAUAUAGUGCUAAGGGAGACGUGCAAUUGCGCGCGUACAAGGGCCGAGAUCUGGAUAUAGCUAGGAUGGGUGUUACUAGCAUGUUGGAGGUGGGUAUUCUAUGCAAUAAUGCGCACAUAAGGGACGACAUGUUGUACGGCCAGCCCACAGAGGGCGCUCUGCUCGCGUGCGCUAUGAAAAACAAUAUGGACGAUAUACGGGAACAGUAUACGAGGCUCAAUGAGAUUCCUUAUAGUUCGGAAACGAAAAUGAUGGUGGUAAAAUGCGCGCCGAAGUUCAACGACACGAAACACAAGGAGGAGGUGUUCGUUAAGGGCGCGAUCGAGAAGAUCCUGCCGCUGUGCACGCAGUACAUCGACAGCGCGGGGAACUACGCGCCCAUGACGCGGGAGAAGCAGGCAGACUUUCUCAACGAGGCCUAUAAUAUCGCUAGGAUGGGUCUGCGCAUAAUAGCCCUCUGCCGCGGCACCAGCCUCGAGUCGCUGACGUACACCGGCGUGUGCGGCGUGUGCGACCCGCCGCGCGACUCCGCGCGCACCGCCAUCGCCGCGCUCAAGCGGGCGCAGGUGCACGUCAAGAUGCUCACCGGCGACGCCAGGCCCACCGCGCUGGCUGUGGCACAAAUGGUCGGCUUGGACGUGUUGCAUUCGCAGUCGCUGUCCGGGGAACAACUAGACUCUAUGUCUGAUGACGAGCUCGAUGGAAUUAUUGAUACCGUAAGCGUGUUCUACCGUGUGACGCCGAAACACAAGUUGUCGAUUGUGAAAUCGUUGCAGAGGCUCGGAAAUAUCGUUGGAAUGACAGGUGACGGCGUAAACGACGGCGUGGCGCUGAAGCGGGCGGACAUCGGCAUCGCGAUGGGCCGCAACGGGACCGACGUGUGCAAGGAGGCCGCCGACAUGAUACUCGUUGAUGACGACUUCGCCACUAUCAUCUCGGCAAUCGAAGAGGGCAAGUGCAUUUUCUACAACAUACGCAACUUCGUCCGUUUCCAACUGUCGACUUCCAUAGCGGCGCUGUCGCUUAUCGCUCUCGCCACUCUCAUGGGCAUACCCAACCCGCUGAACGCCAUGCAAAUACUGUGGAUCAACAUCAUCAUGGACGGGCCGCCGGCGCAGUCGCUGGGCGUGGAGCCGGUGGACCACGAGGUGCUGCGCCGCAAGCCGCGCGACACCUCGCGCCGCAUCAUCUCGCGCGGCGUGCUGCUCUCCGUGCUGCUCUCCGCCGCGAUCAUCAUCGCCGGCACGCUCUGGGUGUUCAACCGGGAGAUGUCGGACAACAAGAUAACGCCCCGCGACACGACGAUGACGUUCACGUGCUUCGUGCUGUUCGACAUGUUCAACGCGCUGUCGUGCCGCUCGCAGACCAAGUCCAUAUUCCAAGUGGGCCUGUUCUCCAACAAAAUGUUCUUGAUCGCCGUAUCGUUAAGUUUGGUGGGGCAAAUGUUGGUGAUAUAUUUCCCGCCAUUGCAAAGGGUGUUUCAAACGGAAGCGCUCACUGGACAUGAUCUCAUAUUCCUAGUCUGCUUGACCUCAAGCGUUUUCAUCGUUAGCGAAAUUAAGAAGGUCAUCGAGCGCAUGCUGAAAAAGCGGGCCUUCCCAAAGUUCUCGACGAAGGCACACGAUGCGAUGGACUUUGUAUGACAGCAGCCCGAGACGAAAGCGGAGUAGGCGUGUCUGACACGUGUCAGUGUGACGUGCGCCGCGGUGACGGCUGUCAGCCUGACAGCCGCUACGGCGGCGGCGGUGCGUGCGAUGUUGACGCGUGCCAGACUGACGGCUGUCAGACUGACACGUGUCAGGGAGACGCGCGUGUGGCCACAUGUCGCGCUGACGCUCCGAGGGGCUGUGUUGUACUUGAUCUGAGGGAUGUUAACAUCGGCGAUACGCGUCAGAGUGUUAGAUUGUGCAAGCAUUUUCCAUUCCGCGGCUCGGCAGAUUCCCAUGGGCGUAGGACGAGUGACGUUGAUGACAGUUGUCAUAUGACUCCCGCAGAUAAAAAGCUGUUGAGCCCGUUAUAUGAUAACUGUCAUGCGAAUGUGACAGAUAGAAGUAUGACGAGUGACUUGACCUUUAACAAUUGUCAUAUGAACGUGACGGAUGAUCGGGUGGUAGACGUAUUAUAUGACGAAUUUCAGGGUAAUGUGUCGAAUAAACAGAGAGGGAAUGCGUCGUAUGACAAUUGUCAUACAGUUUCAAAAAAUCGGGUGACGAGAAACUGUCACGCGGGCGUGACAGAGGGUCAAACGGCGAGAGACUUUUCAUAUGACAAAUGUACUGACUUGACAAGUAUACGAGUGACAGGUGACGCGUCACACGCAAGGCGACGGGCGGUGGGUGACGCGUGUCUUUUUAAUGACAAUUGUCAGUGCGACGGUGAGACGGACCAAAUGCCAUUCGCUAUAUACGAUGGUAAAAUCAAUAUCCCCUGCGGUUUUAAUUUUUAGGCUUAUUUUUUGUUUAAUUAAAGGGUUUGUAUGGUGUUUUGUAAUAU